AUGUUUAAACAUAAACGCUUCGGCCAGUCCGGUAACCGAAGCGGUCAGCAGCAGACCGCGAGGUCGCGCUUGAGGAAAACAUUAAAAUAAUAAAACCUGCUUGGUGAUUAAGAAACAAAAAUCUUGUUUUUAUCUGUGCAUUUAAAAAAGGAAUAGAGAUGUUCCUCAAAGCAGCAGCAGUAUGCCUGCUCCUAGCCUCCACAAUGGGUCAACAGCAGCAAGGCGGGGACCUCGAGUCCAUCCUGCACCAGAUCUUCGGGGAGCCCCCCAACGGAUCCACCGUGGGCCCCACUCCGGCGGUGACGACCCCCCCUUCGGUGGUAGGGGAUAGGAUUCCCCCGCAGCCGUCUACGCUUGUGCCCAUCACUACUGGUGACAAUGCCGACACAUCAUGCACCACAGACAAAGGGGAAGUGGGGGAGUGCGUCAAGUACUACCUUUGUGACGUCAACAACAACACCAUUAACACUGAUGGCUUUGGCAUCAUUGAUAUACGUGUCCGGGACGGUCCCUGUGAGUCUUACCUGGACACCUGCUGCCUGCUGCCCGACAAGCGUCCUCCAGAAGACCCCAUCACUCCCAAACCCCCACCGAAAGAGGAACAGGUACGUUCGUUCGUUUCAGCCAAAUGACGUCCACUGCUGGACAAAGGCUUCCCUCAAG
Ostrinia furnacalis (Asian corn borer) is the source of this 663-nucleotide messenger RNA. RefSeq lists its product as uncharacterized. The record is from RefSeq and is a predicted model, not a curated record. NCBI's taxonomy places the organism in Eukaryota, Metazoa, Arthropoda, Insecta, Lepidoptera, Crambidae. The transcript has 4 exons. The coding region runs from base 159 to 632 and encodes 157 amino acids.